UUGUUGGUGGUGGUGUGUGUGUGUGUGUGUGCAGAGAGACUCCGGGGAGGGGAGUUUCUGUCUGUAACUCAGGGAUAAAUAGAGAGGCAGAGCUCAGAGUUUGUCAAAAGGCGGACCUGACAGGGUCACACACAGGACCAAGCAGGAGCAGGACCUCAGCAUUUUGACACUUUAUUACAUAUGGAGAAACAUGAAGAUGUUCAGUACUGUUUUCAAGACGGAAACUCUUCUUGCAGAAAGGCUUUGCUAUCGACAUCUAUCUACAUAACACUGUACAUCUUCUUCUCAUUGAUUUCAGCGGUUACAGUAUUUUUGAACGUACUGGUGAUAAUCUCCAUCUCUCACUUCAAGCAGCUCCACACUCCAACCAACCUGCUCAUCCUCUCUCUGGCUGUGUCAGAUCUCCUGGUGGGACUGGUUGUGAUACCAGUAAUGACUGUAGCAAUAAUGGAAUCAUGCUGGGGUUUUGGGGAAUAUUUCUGUGUGUUUCAGAUCUACGUUACUUUAUUAUGUACUUCUUUAUCUCUGGGUAAUUUGGUCUUGAUAUCUAUUGACCGCUAUGUUGCUGUGUGUGAUCCCUUAUUGUACCACUCUAGAAUAACAAUACCAAGAGUGAUGUGUUGUAUAUCCAUUACCUGGUGUUGUUGUAUCAUAUACCGUGCUGCUAUUAUAAAAAACUUUGUAAAUGUACAGGUACCCAGUCGGUGUUUGAAUGAAUGUUUUAUUGUUGAAGGGUCAAUCUGGGUUAAUAUUAUUGACCUUGUUAUUACAAUGAUUGUCCCAUGCUCUAUUAUUAUAACACUUUAUAUGAACAUCUUUGUGGUGGCCAGAUCACAGGCCAGAAAUGUAUUUUCAAAAGAGGCUGCCAGGGUGUCUGGUGUUAAAACUGUACGGGCAAAUAAGUCGGAGAGAAAAGCAACAAAAACUCUAGCUAUUGUUGUUGUCAACUAUUUCUGUUGUUGGAUUCCAUUUCUAUUUGUUUUCUUCUUUUCUUUUUUAAUUGUUAAUUUAUUAUCAGUUAUCAUCGGCUUUCUGCCUCUUGUUAAUUCCUUAAUUAAUCCAAUAAUUUAUGCUUUCUUUUAUCCAUGGUUCAAAGUGACGGCUAAACAUAUUUUAACUCUGAACUUAAGGCGUUCAUAGUACCAUUGUUUUCAUAUUACCUGUGUUUGCGAGGGAUGGGGGAAAAGUGUGACACCAAUCAGGCCCCCGAGGUCUGGAAUUGCCCUGCUCGAGUCUAGUGGCUCAUUUGGGGCACAAACCUUCAAUAAGUGCAGUAAAAUUUAAAUGUACAAUAUGCACGGUAUCAGAUAACGCCCAAGUAUAACUCAAUAGUGUAUUGUGUAAGUAGUUGAUUGUCAAAUGUAAGAAUAUGCAAUUAUGGGUAACACUUUACAAUAGCGUUCAGUAAUAAACCAUUUCUAAGGUAUUUACAGUUUGCUCACCAUUUAUUAAUCAUUACUCCCACAUUUGUUAAAUGUUAGUCAGAUAGGUAUUCUAAAUGUAUAAAAAAACUACUACGUGAAUUAAUGAUUAAGCACAAAAGGGCAGGAGACAACAGCAGACAGUUCAACCUCAACAUACUGGGUAUGAACUCUACCACUAAUCUCACCACCACUACAUAAAUGUUGCCAGGUCAGGGGUCACACCAGAGCAGCUCUCAGAUGCUGUGGAGUCAGAAUUCAAAUAGAGAUAGGCAACCCUUUAUAAUAACACUUUGUAAUGAAGAAUGUAUAAUGGAAUAGUAAAUAGUUUAUUCAUCAUUCAUGUAUCAUUACUCCCACAUUUGUUUUAAUGAGCUGGUUAUUCACACAUUUAUUAACAACUUUUAUAGUCUGUAAUAAUGAUACAGAAGAUCAUUCAUAAGAUGUUUAAUAAAUAUUCUCAUUUACUGAUG
Salvelinus fontinalis (brook trout) is the source of this 1894-nucleotide messenger RNA. Its product is annotated as trace amine-associated receptor 13c-like. Gene Ontology annotation, cellular component: membrane. Bases 181 to 1140 code for a protein of 319 amino acids. Gene Ontology annotation, biological process: G protein-coupled receptor signaling pathway. Gene Ontology annotation, molecular function: trace-amine receptor activity. The record is from RefSeq and is a predicted model, not a curated record. The transcript has a single exon. Lineage: Eukaryota; Metazoa; Chordata; Actinopteri; Salmoniformes; Salmonidae.